ACGCUUUCUUCCAACUCUCGCGAGAGCAGCUCACUGGAGCAGCCGCCAUAUUGUGAGCCAGUAUUUUGAUUCGUAUCUGCUGGAAGAGAGAAAAAGAGAAAAGAGAAGGCUGUCGAGGGGAGGGGGGGCUGAAGAAGAGGAGCUGUCAGAAAGGUAUUAGUCUCUGUCACACGGCGCAGGGCCUGGUACACCUCCCCAAACGCGGGUCCGAGGACACACAAGGCCCAGGGCCUCGGUUCAGCUGGCUCUCCGUGUCCCUGGUCCUGGCUGGACCCCUCUCCGAGCUCCGCGGCCCUCCGGAGCUCCGGCGGCGGGCUCGGGUGUUGUAGGCAGCCCGGGGAGCGCAGACUGAGCGAAUGUGUUCACGAUGAAGGUUGCGUGCUGCCUCCACUGACGCCCAGCGAAUCGAAGAAGGAAGCUGUCCUGACCUGGCGACACACGAAUGGCCCAGGGAAGCCAGCAGAUUGACAUUCAGGUUUUGCAUGACCUGCGCCAGAAGUUCCCUGAAGUCCCUGAGGUUGUUGUCUCCCAGUGUGUUUUACAGAACAACAACAAUCUAGACGCCUGCUGUGAGUACCUGUCCAAGGUCAGUCCAGGCUACCUCUACAGCGAAGAAGGAAACCUCAGCUUUUCUGACGACCCCAGCUACACCCGGCUCCGUAAUCACAUGACCCAGCUGAACCUGGGCCUGCAGUCUCAGAAUGUGCACGCGGCCCCGCUCCGGGACGGCCUGAGAAUGAACGGCAGUCGGACUCUCGCCCACAGCCUGAGUGACGGGCCCCUCCAGACGAGCCAGGCCCCUAACAGUGACUUCUUUCAGCAGGAGCCCCAGUCAGCUCCUGUGCAGGUGCCGACCAGCCUCAAUGUUUUCGGUGUGAUGGAGCCCACACGCAAACCGCAGCCUCCGCAGCACCUGGGACUCUACCCUCUGGGGGUCAAAGGGCCGACGAUGGGCGUCCAGCAGACGCCGCGCUUCAACCCGAUAACCGUCACGCUGGCCCCAAAUAUCAACACAGGACGCAACACGCCCACGUCUUUGCACAUACACGGUGGGCCGCAGUCGGGCCUUAGCAGUCCACAGGGUAACUCCAUCUACAUCAGGCCCUACGUCAGCCAGUCCGGUACGACCCGGCAGAACCAGCAGCAGGGAGGCAGGGCCCAGUACAGCCCCACCUCCCAGCCCCAGCAGCAGAUCUACCAGAUCUCACACCCAACGUGCCUUUCCAGCUCCUGGUCCGGUCCUCAACACGCCUCCUCUUCACAUACCUCACAGACCCAGGGCCACCAGACCUCUCAUGUCUACAUGCCAAUCAGCUCCCCAACAAACCCGCAGGCGCCCUCCAUUCUUCCAACUGGAAGCCAGGCCUCUUCCUCUGGUGUCUCCUCCUGCUCCUCCUCGUCCUCCGCCUCCUCCAUCAUGCCCUCCCCUCUGUCCAGCAUAAGUCAGUACAACAUCCAGAACAUCUCCACAGGCCAGCGGAAGAACCAGAUAGAGAUCAAACUUGAAUCUCCUCAGAGGAACAACUCAACGACCACGACGGCCGUGCUGCGGACCGGCAGCGGCCCGCGGUCCUCCUCCACCUCCUCCUCCUGCCCGUCCUCUUCCUCAACUUCCACCGGGGUGGCGACCGUCCCCACCGCCCCUCUUUCCAUCGGAUGCCCGGGCCUGAGCCGCAGCCAGCCCACUGUUUACAUCUCUGCCAGCCCGCCUACUGCUGCUACCACCCCCUCCGAAGAGGCCGCCAUGGCUCCGGCCGGCUCCCGCUCCCAGCCAAAGUUUUACAUUUCUGCCAACGCCUCGGGUGACGACAGCGGAGGCAGAAACCCUCCCACAGUCUACAUCUCAGCCAACCCUCCCCUGCAGGGGCCUUCAGGGGCCAGGAACAUGGGGGGCCAAGUCAGCAUGGGCCCCGCCUACAUCCACCACCACCCUCCCAAGUCUCGCACAUCUGUAGGAGGGGGAGGCACGGCGUCGUCCCCACGUGUGGUGGUGACUCAGCCCAACACCAAAUACACUUUUAAAAUUACAGUGUCCCCCAAUAAGCCCCCCGCUGUGUCCCCUGGAGUGGUUUCGCCUACGUUUGAGCCCAACAACCUCCUCAGCCUCCCCUCAGACCACCACUUUGUGGAGCCAGACCCCCUCCAUCUCUCAGACCCGCUGUCCCCACACAGGGAGAGGCCGAGUGAGCCCCGCAGACUCAGCAUGGGCUCUGAUGAUGCAGCAUACACACAAGCUUUGUUGGUCCAUCAGAAAGCCCGCAUGGACCGGCUGUGGCGCGAGCUAGAGCUGAAGAAGAAGAAGCUGGAGAAGCUAAAAGAGGAGGUGAACGAGAUGGAGAACGACCUGACGAGGAGACGACUGGAGAGAUCCAACUCAGCCUCCCAGAUCCCCUCAAUCGAGGAAAUGAAGCAGUUACGAUGCAAAAACCGGUUACUGCAGAUCGACAUCGACUGCCUCACCAAAGAAAUUGAUCUCAUUCAGACUCGAG
Notolabrus celidotus (New Zealand spotty) is the source of this 2489-nucleotide messenger RNA. RefSeq names its product TGF-beta activated kinase 1 (MAP3K7) binding protein 2 (gene tab2). The record is from RefSeq and is a predicted model, not a curated record. NCBI's taxonomy places the organism in Eukaryota, Metazoa, Chordata, Actinopteri, Labriformes, Labridae. The annotation marks the transcript as partial. The transcript is spliced from 5 exons. Gene Ontology annotation, biological process: positive regulation of protein kinase activity. Gene Ontology annotation, molecular function: ubiquitin binding; K63-linked polyubiquitin modification-dependent protein binding.